Sorex araneus (European shrew) is the source of this 7133-nucleotide messenger RNA. It is a transcript of the gene ERICH3, whose product is annotated as glutamate rich 3. NCBI's taxonomy places the organism in Eukaryota, Metazoa, Chordata, Mammalia, Eulipotyphla, Soricidae. Bases 378 to 5048 code for a protein of 1556 amino acids. The record is from RefSeq and is a predicted model, not a curated record. The transcript has 15 exons.
GCACCAGAGCAACGGGACAGAGGGGCCCGCCUAGGUCUCCUCCCACAGCAAAGGCCCAGCAAAGGGGCUGGAAAGCUGAGCCGAGCUACCAGCCUGCCCAGGCUCGCUUCCAGCGGCACUCCUGCUUCCCCAGAGCCUCGCACUUGCCCUCCUUCCUCCCUUAGCAACCGGGAGGCUGUGGAUACCGCCCGCGGGUGGCGGCCGGGAGGCUGCGGGCAGACCCGGCUCAGUGGGGCGGCGGCGGCCCAGCCCAGGUGCCCGGCGACCGCAGUGCGGAGCCGCCCCGCGAGCGCGACAGUCGCAGCGCCCGCGCGCUCGGGGCCCCGCGCACCCACCCCCCGCACCUGCCGCGGGGGCCCAAAAGGGAUCUUGCAAAAAUGAGCCAUUCUCACCCCUCUGGAUUACUUGCAGCAUACAAUAGUCUUACCGAUAAACACCUGGCUGGAUAUUUUAACAAUACAAGGAUAAGGCGGCAUCUCUUAAGAUCUGGACUGAUCACAAGAAGUGGAAGAAUACUUUCUGAAAAAGAAUACAAACUAAAUGUCAUGAAGCGGGAUCACCAGAAAUAUGUCCGGGAGUGCUUGGCUCAGGCUAUUUUCCGUAAGGUUCUUGAUAUGGAGCGUUACCACCAGCUUGAAAUAAAAAAGAAACUGGAGAAUUUAGCUAGGAAAGAGCGGAUCCAAAGAUUUAAGGGAGAGCACACAAGAUGGUCUAUAGAAGAUAACAUGCCAAUCUUGUCUCCCCACCCCCCAGUUGGCCCAAAGACAAACCGUGGCCAUAGUGUUCUGCUUAAUGAAGGACAUUCCAGUCCAUUAACACCGACAGCCCCUCGACCAUAUACUGCUCCGGAAAAUAUACAACCGCCUAUUCGAUUGCGGCCUCUUCCUAGUAAUCCUGCAGUAGGAACUGUUCCAAAGAUAAUUCCGGGGUCCAAAUCAAAAGGCUCAAUGCUGGAAAAUGAACCUCCACUUUCCACUGGGGGCAAGAAGGCAAUGAUGAAGUUCAAGAACUUCACGGACAAUUCACAGGAAAUGAAUUCAUAUCUACUUCCAAACAUUAACAAUUACCUGGUGCCUAUUCCUCCUCCAUCACAUCCUCAUGGUAGAAAGGUCACAAGGGAAAAUAGACCUGAAACAUGGAGAAGGAGACAAUUUCGUCCAACCACAGCUACAAAUGACUUUGAACCAAACAUUAAUGCUAUUGGGGAGCCAAAAAGGAUUCAUAAAAUACCUCUGCAUAGUAAUGCAACAAUUACAAUGAUGUACUUUGGAAAAAAUGUACGUUUAUCUCAUUAUGAUCACCCAGAUCUCCGGGAUGAAAUAAAAGUUUAUCAACAGCACUGUGGUGGAGAAAACCUUUGUGUCUACAAGGGCAAACUUCUUGAAAAAGAGACAUUUCAAUUUGUUUCCAAAAGGCACCAUGGUUUCCCCUUCAGCCUCACCUUUUUCCUAAAUGGAAUUCAGGUGAACAGGUUAAGCUCCUGCUGUGAAUUUAAACACCGAAAAGGUUCCAGACUAGGAGGAAAACGAGGCUACUUUGGGUUUGUGUGUGUCGAGAGAUCAUCUCCUUGCUACAAGUGCAUUAUUGCAAUGGGUCUUGACAAAAAGGCAAGUCCAUUAAAACCUAGAAGAGAAAAGAGUCUUGAGAAAAGAGAAGAUCUAAAGAAGAGUGACCGAAAACUGAGGAAGGUUAGAGAACUCAUGAAAUCUAAAAAGAAUGAGAUUGAGGGGAAUAGAAAUGCUCCGGCCAUUUAUUCAGUUCAUGAAGAAACAACAGGCAUUAGAGAAGUGAGAACCGCUGUGGAAGAAUUGGAACGCAAAGGAAAACCAGGACAAGAUAUUUGGGAAGAUGAACAGGAACAUAUAUUUAAAUAUGAUUAUGAAGAAGAUUUUGAACUAGAUGAGGAGAAACAAAAUGUGAAAACUAGUAGAGAAAGACAAACCAGUAAUCAAAGGAAUGGAAUGUCAGAGUCACCCUCAGAUGAUGAAAAAGAUCAUUUAGAUACUGAAAAGGAGAAUAAAACCUCAUCACAGAAAGCAUCAAAUGUAAAUGAAAAUGGGAAAAAUGAAGAUGAUGAAUGCUCUGUUAGUGAACAGGAAGAGGAUAAACACGACAUAAAAACUAGUUCAUCAACCUCAUCCAGAAGUCACUCUUAUUCUAGUGGCAGUGAUGAUGAAUCUAUAUUGGCAGAAGAGGAAGUUCAUGAUGAUAACAAUCGGAAGGGAAGUUUCUCUUCUCAGGAGCUGAAUGAAAAUGAUGACCCAGAAAAAUUUCACCUUACAAUUGAUAAGAAUACUCUAAAAAUUGAAGACCAAGAAAUAAUAAAAUUGGAUGUGGAUACUAAGCCUCUGAUAAUAGAGGAAAACCUGGAGAAUAAUCUUGAAGAAGAAACAGAGAAAAUAACCCAAAUCACUGAAGAGAAUUUAUCUGAAAAGUCUAGGGAACAUGUUUCCAAGGAAGAAAAGGAAAAGGAAAAGAGUAAGUUUUGGAAAAACAGCCCUGCUAAGGUGAAGAACAAAAAGUCAGUUCCUAGUGGGGUGGAGAAAGGUGUUGGACAGAUAAUAUCUGAAGCCUUGGAAUCUAGCUGCCAUAACCACUAUGAUGCUGAGUCUGGUGUUAGCCUUACAGAUGAUGGAAAGCAUCACUUGUUGAAGCCAGAGACUGACACAGGUUCAGCACCAAGUAAGAAUUUAGUGGUGGAAGAAAGUGCAGCAUUCAGUUCAAACAUGGAAUCUAAGCAAGUUGCAUCGGAAAUGUGUAUACUGGAGAAUGAAGAUGCAGUGCAGGAAAAUGAAGUUUUUCAGCACAUGGCUGCUGACACAAUAGAGGAAAAAGCAAAUGCAGCACUGUGGGGAAAGGCAGGGCAUAAUGAAAGUCUGCUGGGAGAAUGGAAGCCAGGCGCAGAGAAUCCAGCCUUAGCAGAAGAGUUUAUAGGGGGAAGAGAGAUCCCUCAGGUUAUAGCUUCUGACGCAGAAGCAGAAGGGGUGGGAAGUCAAUUCAAAGAUAUACUAAGCCCAAAGGAAAAAGACUCUGGAGGUUUGGAAGAAGAUGAAUCCCCUGAACAACAGGAGUUAAUGCAAACAGUGCUGGAGACAGAGACAGUAAUUUCUGAAGGGGGAUGGGGUUCAGAGAACACAAUUCUGGCAAACAAGGGGAUAGCUCAGAGUUCAGAGCCUUUUCAGGAGGAUGAAACACUAGGAGAAGAAGCAGUCUUGGAGAUGAGAGAGGCAGAGAGUGGGAAGGAUGUGCAUGAGGAAGUGCCUGAAAAAACAAACCGGGAGGAUAGUGAAGAGGAAGCAGCCACAGAUAGAGAGAGCGGGGGACCCACGGGAGACUUGGUAUCCAGGAGAGAUGAAGAUUCAGGAGAGGCAAAACUGGAAAGUGGAGAGGAAAUAGGCCAAGAGAGGCAGGAAGUUAUGGGAAGGGAAAAACUUUUGAGUAUUUCACCUUCUGAGAAGACCCAGGAACCUCCUGUGGGGAGUUUGAAAGAAAGCCAUGGACAACUCUGCAUAGAAGAGGGGCCAAGGGAGGAAACUGAGACUGAGGCAGAGUCUCACAGGGAAGAUGAUAGGGAAGAAAUGUUACCUGAGGAAUUAGAUGUAGCAAGAGAGAGGAUGAAAAUCGAGAGGUCAGAAAUACCUUCAGUGGAAACUGAAUCUGAGGGAGAAGAGGUGACAAGGGCAAGUGGAGGUCAGGAUAAAGACACUUUAGAAGAAGAGCGAAAGUUUAAAGGGGAAGAAGAUGAGAGAGUGAAGGAAGGAAGUUCUGAGGAAGAGACACAAGAUCCCUCUGACAAGAUGGAAUCGGAGGCACCCAUGGGGACAUCACAAUUGACUGAAAGUGUAGGGUAUCAAGGAGAAGACUCACUGAAUGAGAGAGGGGUGACAAUAUUUGAAGCUGGGUUUGAAAAAUCACUGAAAAAAGCAACAACUCCGAGGAGAGAGGAAGAAGAGAAAGGACUGAGGGAAGAUAGUGACACAGGGCACCAAGGCAGGGCAGAGCUGUGUCUUUGGGAGACGGUGACUCCUCCAAAGCAAGAGGCGGGCUCGGGUUCAGAGGAUGAAAGUGUGUUAGAUGCUCCUGAAAAUGAGCCAGAAGGAAAGACAAAGUCACCUAAAGGGAAAGUCAUUGCCACAGAUGAGGCUCAUGAGGCUCAGGAGUGCACAGUGACACGUCAAUAUGGCUUCUCAGGACAGGAGGGAAGGGACAAAGAAGGGCCUUUACAGGGGCCACAGUUAGUGGGAGUCAUGACAACAACCCAAGAAGAUGUUCCUGAGGAAUAUUCCAUGAUGGUCAUAAAGUCAAGUGUAGAAGUUGUAGGUGGGGCUGAGGAGAAGGAGGAGAAGGCGAAGGAGGUAGAUGAAAAGUUCCAAAUGGGGACAGGAAAGGUGAAGAAGGAGAACCAGGAAGGAGAUGGAAGCUUCUCUGAAGGAGUGACAGAGGCUGAAGAUCUCCACCAAGGGGGAGGAGCGACAGUGGCUGAAACGGCCACAGAAAAGAGAGAGGUGUUGGCAGAUUUGAAAACGGUUGAGGAGAAAACGGAAGCAAAUAAAGCCUCCUCCUUUUCAGAUGUUGCUGAAGAGGAAACUUGGGACACGGGAGGAAAAACAGCAGCUGUGGAGAGGGUGGCAGUAGAGGAAAUAGCCCUGAGGGAGGAGGAGGUGCCGGUGGAGGCGGAGGCACCCAUGACUUCAGCACAGGGGACUGGAGUGGGGACUCUAGGAGAAUCUUCUGAUGAGGAAGGGAAUGUCCCACCACUGAAACAGCAUCAGAAGGGACAGGAAGCAGAAACCAGGCCACAGGCAGAGUCAGCAGCAGAGAAGACAGGGACGGGUUGCUUCGAUGGGUGGCAGGAGUCUGGAGCCGCGGUGGAAUUCAGAUCAGGAUUAUCCAAAGAGAGAGAGUUAGAGCUGAAUGGAGAGAGUCCACAGAAUGAGGAAACUCUUCCUACAGAGUCCAAUUUCACUGGAACCCCAGAGCAGAGAAAGCAUAAGGUUCAAAGAGAAAGUGAUACCACAGACCUUUCCCUGAACAACACGAAGGCUUAAGAGACUCUGUGGCAGAUGAAAAUUUUAAAGAUGUCUUCUUGAAAAAUCAAAUACAAGAGAAUGACUCUUUCAAGGAUCUUGCCAAGACUUUAGAUUUUCUUUUUUUUCUUCUUUUUUCCCUUUGGUAUGAAUUAGUUUCCCAUCUGUCCGUGCUGACCGGAAGCAUAAUGAGCAUCUUGAGAGCAAUGGGAUAGAUCUGCAGCAUCCUGUUAGGACUAAUGGUUUCAAAGGGAUAACUGGGAGACUGUAAUAUAUUCAGCAGACCCACAUGAUUGAUUUGUACAAAGGUUGCCUGAAAGGCCCAACCAGCUCUGAUGUUAAAAGUUAUUUAAAUUAUUUUUAUUCAUAAUCAAGUAUUUCUAGUUUUGUAUAUGAAAGUUCAUCUUAAAAUAUGUGACAAAGCUUUAAGCACCAGUGUGUAUGUGCUGUGUCUCUCUCUCUCUCUCACACACACACACACACACACACACACACACACACACAUGAUUUUACUUUUUGAAGUACACUAAUAAAGCCAGUGUACUUUACUGUGGCCUUUUAUCCCUGAGGUCUUAUUUCUAGGGCCACUCCUGUUUAAAUCAAAAUAGUAAAUAAUUUAGUUGAAUGAAAUGAGUACAAUAAUUAUAGCAGGUAUGCAUUGCACAUGAGCAGAUACCAACUUGAGUCAUUCAAUGGAAAACAAACUUGGAUUAAAUUAGUGUGCUGCUAGCCUUCCUGAGUUCUGUUAUUUCAAACCUAUGCCCUAAUCUUGCACACAUUGUAAAUCAACAUUCACAGUUGCUUUCUAAAUUACCGCCUCCUCAACACCCCCCACACCCAACACUAUCAGAAACAGUUGUACAUCAUGUACUUCCUGGAGAUUUUUAUUUCCUUGAAGACAUUUUUAACUCAUACCAGUAUUUCAAAGGACACAUUGUUUGACCAUUUUUUCUCUGUGAGAAGGUAGGAAACGAUUUCUUAAAGCACUGAUUCUUUCAGUAACACAUCAUAGUAUAUUUUCAUGGGAGUGCUUUUAUGAAUGAUUUAAUCUCUGUAUCUACCCUGAAAUUACUAUUUAAUUUUUAGACAGAUUCAGGUGAGAGAAAGAGAGGAGAGAGAAAGAGAGAGAGAGAGCGUAUAUGUAUAUAAAGUCUUCAGUUGAUUCUACUAUAUAGCGAAAAAUUGAAAACUAAUGUCCUAAAUCAUUAUACAUUUUGUGCUAGCUGCCCUAUUUCUGUGUCCCAAAGGACCAGGCAUAUUAUCUUCAUAUGUGUGUCUCAUUUAAAUAAAUAAAGGAGCCAUUCGAUGAUCAAAGAUAUGAUGGAUCAGUGGUUCUCAAAAUGUGGUCCCUUGAUUAGUAUAUCAGCAGCACUUGGAACUAUUCCAAAUAUAGUCCCUAUUCUCUUAUACCUAUUAAAUUGCAACUCUGUGGGUGGGGCCUAGAAAUUGGUAUUUUAACAAGCCCUGUGGGUAAUUCUAAUGUACAGUGAAGUAUGAAAACUGCUUCCAUGGAUAUUGAUUGUACUGAGAAUUAGUGUCAGCUGGAAAAUGGAUUAUAGAAGCAAUGGGAACUUUGUGUUUCUUUUUGCCUAGCUCUUUGUCUUUUCUUUUCCUAUAUUUUCAAAAAUAGCAUUUACUAUAGAAUUUAUGAAUUAAACUAUAAACCCAUUUCUAAUAUCUAUGGGAUGUGUAUAUUGUCUGUUAGUCCCACCCUUAUGGAAGGAUAAGUAUUUCACAAUUGAGAACAAUAGAUAUCUAUUGUACAUUUUAGGUUUUGUGGGCAUUCUUUCCAUUUCAUUUAUUAGUGAAAAAUAUGAAUUCAUCUGUUAAGUACUGGUUCCCCCAUCUCGAGCACUUAUAAUACAUUGCACUUUAUUGGAAAUAUUGUAAGUUUACUGAUUCCAUUCAAGAAUCAAUUUGUACAAUGUGCUAAAUGGAAAUUGUGCUGGCUUAUUUUUAUAUUUAACACAUUCCAUCAAAACAUUCUGUAACAGUUCUAACACAGUUCUCCAAUCUGCAUGUCGGUUUAACUCUGAAAUUUUGUGUUUUGUUGAUAUUUUAAGUUCUUUCUUUGCAAUCACUGUUAAUAAAAUUAUUUGCAUGUGC